Molecule: messenger RNA, 333 nt
Organism: Mytilinidion resinicola
Lineage: Eukaryota; Fungi; Ascomycota; Dothideomycetes; Mytilinidiales; Mytilinidiaceae
Exons: 5
Coding region: 1-333 (110 amino acids)
Biological process (GO): protein insertion into mitochondrial inner membrane; protein import into mitochondrial matrix
Cellular component (GO): TIM23 mitochondrial import inner membrane translocase complex
Source: RefSeq, a predicted model, not a curated record
AUGCCUGUGCCAGUGGGACACGGUAUGAGCGGCCCGUCGACCUUCGACAAACUCAAAAUGGGAGCCAUGAUGGGCGGGUCUGUGGGACUGAUCAUCGGAUUCAUAUUUGGCGCUACAAACAUCAUAAGAUUCGGCCCAGGGCCCAACGGGAUGCUACGAACACUAGGGCAAUACAUGGUGGGGUCUGCCGCUACGUUUGGUUUCUUCAUGGGCAUCGGCACGACUAUCCGGACAGACUCGCCUAUUGCGAAGGAGGCAAUGGCUGGAUAUCACAGGAGGCCGAUGAUGAUGCCGCGACAAUACAUCCGAAGAGUAAACCCCGAGAGCAACUAG